This is a messenger RNA of Tigriopus californicus, 931 nucleotides long. RefSeq names its product endothelial zinc finger protein induced by tumor necrosis factor alpha-like. The transcript is spliced from 2 exons. Gene Ontology annotation, biological process: regulation of transcription by RNA polymerase II. The coding region runs from base 145 to 735 and encodes 196 amino acids. Gene Ontology annotation, molecular function: RNA polymerase II transcription regulatory region sequence-specific DNA binding; DNA-binding transcription factor activity, RNA polymerase II-specific. The record is from RefSeq and is a predicted model, not a curated record. Gene Ontology annotation, cellular component: nucleus. Lineage: Eukaryota; Metazoa; Arthropoda; Copepoda; Harpacticoida; Harpacticidae.
ACAUUCUUGACAUAUUGAUCCAAAACAUUGACCUCCUUCAAAAAUGCCACUCUCGUCCUAGAUCAAUUCACAAACUAGCCAUGCGGCUGUGAGAAUAAUUUGCACCCGCAUGAACGGAUUUGAAAAGACUUGGCUGCUACUAUCAUGUCGAGUUUUCAAAGCGAUCCCAGCAUCAUUCCCAUGCAAGAGGAAGACAUCCUCCAAAGAUGUAUGCGGGUAAUAGCCUCAACUCCGGAGCUUCCCCCACCAUGCUCCCUACCCGUGAUGCCGGCCAAUAGCGGAGCCCCUGUACUCUACCCAGCUCCUUCCAUAUCUACCAUUAUCCCGUCCUGUACGCCCAUUUUCAUGAUGCCGCCCAUGGUGACCCACCCUAGUGUUCCAGCCGUGAUGCCGGGUUUAAACGAGACCUCUCGACCUCCAAAGCCAGUCAAGAAGCCAAAGAGCAAGUCUUCUGCGCCAACUUGUGAUAUUUGUGGGCGGGAAUUCUUGUCGGAUCGCAAUUUACGUGUCCACACGGAUGAGAUCCACAAAGGAGGGCGUGGCAAAUUCACUUGCGCCGAUUGCGGGUUGGUGUUCACUCGGAUUCGAAGUUUGGAACGCCAUCAGAACUCAAUCCAUCUCAAAGAUAGACCUCUAUGCAAGAUCUGUGAUAAGUUCGUAGUCAACUACGACCGCCAUUACCGAAGAUUUCAUUGUAAAUCCAUCUCAAUCCAGACCGACAACAAUACAGAUUGACCACCAAGGCAAGCGGCAAGCUAACUCCGAAAAGGCUGUUAAUUGUAGUGUUGCGGUGAAAGACACGACCCAAAGGUGUCUUUCUUUCCCACGAUGCAUUGCCAUUCAGGACCAAAUCGACGAUCUAACAUGUCUUUGAUCCAACCAGCUAAUUCUCCAAAAUGUUCAAUGCCGCCCAAUUUCAUUAUCCCGGUAC